AUGUGGCCCAGUAGCAGCGUUUCUAGCCUCCAAAAAACAUACGAUGAAGCCUAUCUAAAGUGCUCGACAGCUGUCUACUAUGAGAGCCAGGGGGAUGAAAAAGAGGCGAUGUUAUGUUGGAGGAACGCCCUCGACCAAAUACGGCAGAGCACAACGAAUAAGAAACAGGGCAACUACUCCCCCAAAUCCGAGACAGAACGUGCUUUGCUAGAAAGUUUACGCGAAUUGGAGGUGCAAUGCAAAGAGAGAAUCGAUCUGCUAGAAGCUCUUAGAAUAUCCCGAGAGGAGGACCCAACAUUCCAGUUUACACAAUCGAGCAUAGGUACCGAAGGAAGCCUAGGCACACGGUCCAACACCAACACGCCGGAAAGAGGAUGGAUUGGUGACGGAACAAUACCCGCCAUAACGUAUACAGAACUGUCCAAACCACCGCUUCCUAAACGACCGUCGUUCCCUUCCAGAAAGUCGUCGGAGCAAGCAGUUGCUGGACUCCGUAAUGCGAUACUAGACCAAGAGCUAUCAUCUUCGGCAGCUACACCACCUUCACUCCCCCCUUAUGGUGUAUCCACCCAGAGAAAGAGAUCAUCGAGGUCGCCUAGUCCUGAAAAGCAUACGAUGCGAACAACGCUACGGACAAGUAAACAAGACAAGUCUUCAAAGUCAUCCCGGCAUACACCAGCCAAGAUAACCAAAGGUCCUGGGGCCAGUAAGGCUGCCACAUUGGCUUGGAGUAGCCUCGAAAGGGGAACAUCUACUGAUGCAACCAGUCCGUUAAGACUUUUAGAGACACGAAGGUCUUAUGAGCAAGGGCGAAAGAGUUCUGCACCAACUCCAAGACAUUGGGAUAGUCACACGAGAAGGCUGGUAGUCUCCCCCGAAGCUUCUAGUUCUACAUCUAUACCAUCCCGCCCAAGUCCUGAAGCUUCGAUGCAAGUUUCAGCCGAUUACUCGUCUCCUGCUCCAUCCUCUCUCGCUCUCGGUGCUGCAUCGAGUGCUUUGGGAGCUCUAAAUAUUCAAGACCGAGACGAGCCUAGUUCUGUAGGAAUUCGAACAGAGCGGAGACCGACCCCAAGGAAAACGGGCAGCUUAAGUUACGAUGAACGAAAUAAUACUACCCCUCGAGUCUUGGAGUCUCUGGAAACCACCCCUAGAAUAAGUUCUAAGGGUGGCUCAAUAAGGAGAAAGCCUUUGACCCAUGAUAAGGUGUUUGAACCGAAUAGCGCUAGAAAGCGAGUCGGCCGACAAAUAUCUAAUUAUGAUGGGAAAAGAGAGGAAGCAUCGUCUAGCGACGAUCAAUUUCGAGCAAGCCCUUCCCGUCGGAAAUACAAGGGUAAGCAGAAGGAAUCUCUCGUAACGUCCGAUACUGAAGACCGGUCCACAACAACUUCAGCUGCCGAAGAAGGGGAUAAGACAAAAGACGAUUGGGAAAAGACGAAAAAGGAAAUAAUGAAGAAUUUACCGGCAGGUGUAGAUGAAGCAGCCGCAAAGGCAAUAUUCAAUGAAAUUGUUGUGCAAGGGGAUGAGGUCCAUUGGAGCGACGUCGCCGGAUUAGAAAUUGCGAAAAAUGCAUUAAGGGAGGCAGUGGUGUACCCGUUUUUACGACCAGACCUAUUCAUGGGCCUUCGCGAACCAGCUAGGGGCAUGCUACUUUUUGGACCUCCGGGGACGGGGAAGACGAUGCUGGCUCGUGCCGUCGCGACAGAGUCAAAGUCUACUUUCUUCUCUAUCUCGGCGAGUAGUCUAACAAGCAAAUACCUUGGCGAGUCUGAGAAGCUCGUUCGUGCGUUAUUUGGAUUGGCCAAGAUGAUGGCACCAAGUAUCAUAUUUGUAGACGAGAUAGACUCGCUUCUCUCGCAACGGUCCGGGUCUGGAGAGCACGAAGCUACGAGAAGGAUCAAAACCGAAUUCCUCAUUCAGUGGAGCGAUCUACAGAGGGCCGCAGCGGGACGCGAGAACAAUAGCGGGACAAAUAAGGAGCGAGGCGAUCCGAAUCGAGUCCUUGUGCUAGCGGCUACCAACCUGCCAUGGGCGAUCGACGAAGCAGCAAGGCGGAGGUUUGUGAGGCGCCAGUAUAUACCAUUGCCUGAGGCAGAAACCAGGACUACCCAAUUAAAAACAUUACUAGGCCAGCAGAAGCAUAGUCUUACGGAUGCUGAUAUUGCGGAACUGGUAGACCUAACAGAUGGCUUCUCUGGCUCGGAUAUCACAGCAUUGGCAAAGGAUGCAGCAAUGGGCCCCCUGCGCGCGCUCGGCGAGGCUCUCCUACAUACGACAAUGGACCAGAUUCGGCCCAUAGAACUGGCCGACUUCAAAGCCAGUCUUCGCAAUAUUCGCCCAAGCGUUAGUAAAGAGGGUCUUAGGGAGUACGAGGACUGGGCAAGGAGAUUUGGAGAGCGUGGCGGGUGA
Messenger RNA from Daldinia childiae, 2406 nucleotides. RefSeq names its product Protein SAP1. Gene Ontology annotation, molecular function: ATP hydrolysis activity; ATP binding. The transcript has 3 exons. Bases 1 to 2406 code for a protein of 801 amino acids. NCBI's taxonomy places the organism in Eukaryota, Fungi, Ascomycota, Sordariomycetes, Xylariales, Hypoxylaceae. The record is from RefSeq and is a predicted model, not a curated record.